Molecule: messenger RNA, 3809 nt
Organism: Sebastes umbrosus (honeycomb rockfish)
Lineage: Eukaryota; Metazoa; Chordata; Actinopteri; Perciformes; Sebastidae
Gene: lman2lb
Product: lectin, mannose-binding 2-like b
Exons: 8
Coding region: 56-1123 (355 amino acids)
Biological process (GO): Golgi organization; endoplasmic reticulum to Golgi vesicle-mediated transport; endoplasmic reticulum organization
Cellular component (GO): COPII-coated ER to Golgi transport vesicle; endoplasmic reticulum-Golgi intermediate compartment; endoplasmic reticulum membrane
Molecular function (GO): D-mannose binding
Source: RefSeq, a predicted model, not a curated record
AGUUGUUUCCUGUUUCCGGCUGAGUUGCUCGGUUUGAAGCAGUGGGAGUGUAAAGAUGGUUGCCACUCUAACCAAGGCAAAUCUGGAUCGAUUUAGAAGUUUCUGCUUUUUAUGUCCAAUGUUUCAUUUUAAAAACGCCCGUGAAUUAGCAUGUUUGUUUGUCACCCUUUGUGUUUUGACGAGCCGGUCGUUGGCAGACGACCAGGACUUUGCAGAGGAGUUUUUGAAGCGGGAAUAUUCUCUGGCGAAGCCGUACCGAGGGCUGGGUUUCUCCAGUUCUUCACAGUGGGACCUGAUGGGCACUGCCAUGGUUACACCUGACCACGUGAGGCUGACUCCAGACCUGCCGAGCAGACAGGGAGCAGUGUGGAGUCGAAUCCCUUUCUUCGAGCGAGACUGGGAGCUUAAGGUGCACUUUAAAAUCCAAGGCCAGGGGAAGAAGCAUUUGAAUGGGGAUGGCAUGGCUAUCUGGUUAACCAAAGAUCGCAUGCAGAAUGGUCCUGUGUUCGGCAACAUGGACCAGUUCAUUGGACUUGGAAUAUUUGUGGACACUUACCCCAAUGCUGACAAGACCCAUGAUAGGACUUUCCCGUAUGUGUCAGUGAUGCUGGGGAACGGGACUCUGUCAUACGACCACGACUCUGAUGGACGGCACACUGAAGUCGGAGGAUGUACGGCUAUGACGCGCAACGCAAUCUACGACACGUUUCUCCUCGUCAGAUACGUCAAAAACAGACUAACGCUCGUGGUGGACGUAGACGGCCAGCAGGAAUGGAAAGAAUGUGCCGACAUCACAGGACUACGGCUACCUACCGGCUACUUCUUUGGUGCCUCCUCCGCCACUGGAGACCUGUCAGAUAACCAUGACAUCAUCUCCAUGAAGUUGUACCAGCUGACAGUAGAGAGGACUCCUGAAGAGGAGGAGGAAGAACAGGAGGAGGUGACCCUCCCCAGAGUUGACGACAUGGAACAGUUCCACGUGGAAGUCCAGGAGGAGGGGAUGAGCAGAGUCCAGUUCUUCGUCACCCUCCUCUUCUCCAUCAUGGGCCUGGGCGUGCUGGCAGUGGUAGGGCUGGCCCUUUACGGGCGCUGGAAGGAAAACAGACGCAAACGUUUCUAUUGAUCAGAGAUCAACUGUUCCACAAUAGGGUUUUUCAGAAUGUAUGUUUCUUAAUCAGCAUACAUAACUACAAUGCAAAGACUGCCAUAGCUUUACUGAAUGAACAAACUCCUGAGUCUGAAGCCCAGAGCCAAGAGAACACAAACAGCUGAGAUGAACAGGUGAGCCAGCUGUGAAAUAUUCUUUGCGUGUUUGUGUGUGUGUGUGUGCGUGUUUGUGUGUUAUGGAAGGUAGAUGAGAUAAAAGCUGCUUUAGUGUAAUUUCUUAUGUUAAAAUACGUUCAUCUCAACUGAAACUGCAAUAUCUGCACUAACUGAGACACUGUAGUUUUAAAAUAAUCGCCCAUAUGAGUUUCUGGUGUCCCGUUGUGGUCACUUCUUCACCAACAGGAAAAACCUCAGAAUCAAUUUCAAAAUCACGGAUGCUGUGUGUCGUUUACUGACAUCCUGUUACAGGAUGUUGUGGCACUGCAGUUCAAAAUGUAGUUACCUCUUACUGCCACUUGGUGCUGCCACCGUGCAGCUUUAAUGGGACUCGGAGCAGCUGUGAAGACCAAUCAACCUGUGGAUCAUUGUGCACCUCUUCUUGCUGCCCUGAAAGAGUCAAAUUGUAUUGAGCUCCCAUUUAUUUGAAUGCACCUUUUAUAAGCCAGGGAAACAUUUACAUCAGCUGUUAUGGAUUGAUGUUAGCCGUUUGUAAAUGUCUGGUUAACGAAACAUAGUGCUCUAUGUUGUACGUUAAAGGAAGUGGUUUGAGUUCCCCGUGAUGUAUGAAGUGCCUAGAUAGGAUUAAUGAAGACAAGCUCUUUCUUUAUGUUACAGUCCUUUCUGCAGGUUUGAGCUUCCUUUUUUAUGUUCUGUUUGACAUAACUAGUCAUCACUAGUUAUUUGGCUUCAUUUACUUUCUGAAGUUGCAAACAUGUCUCAGUUAUGACAAGUUGAUGUAAAGGUUUAUCCCAAAAUCUGUUUGUCACCGUUGUGCACCAUAUAUCAUUUUCAGCAUCAGUUCUCAUGUUAACAAAAUCAAACUUUUUCUGCGGCACUGAUCAGACCUGUUAAUAGGAACAUUUUGUUAUUUUAUCAACUAAAUCAUUUGUGAUCAAUGUUACUUUAGACUUAUCAUGCACUGUGUUUUUUUAAUAGCCAUAAGUAUCAUGUAGUGAAAUGUGAGUUUUGAGUAAAUGUGAAUACAUGUGAAUAUGAAUAUUGUUUACUGUUUAGUUGAAAUAUAACUGACUACCAUACCCCCUGGUGUCUAGUGGAUGCGGCUGUGGCUGUUCUAGCUGGUAAAUGGUAAAUGGUAAAUGGACUUGCAUUUAUAUAGUGCUUUUCUAGUCUUCCGACCACUCAACCACUCGACCACUCUUGGCUGGUGUGCCAACAUCCAUCAGACUGGUGACCACUCUGGUCUCCACUCCACCACCUUUGUGCUGCCAGUCUAUAUUUACAGAAGCAAUUAUGUGUGAAAUUCACUUUUUAAUAUAAAUGUCUAUAAUUAAUGUCAUAUUUAAAGCGUAACUCACCACUAAAUCCACUUUCUUGAGUCAGUAAAUGACAUGUACUGUCAUUUUAUUACACCGUCUAUAGAUCCUGGUGAUCCUGACUAGGUCAAAACCGAGUAUAUAUCUGGACCGUGUACGGUCAGUAUGUGAAUUUGUGACUAAAUUGUUACACAAAUAGUCAGUGGACAUGUCUAUAAUGUUAAAUCCAGCGGUACAUGUCCACCAGGUCCGGCGAGGACACUAAGGGACGCACUGCUCCACUCAACUGGUUCAAGUGGUGACGUAUCCUGUUGUUGAAUGCACCUGGUUGGUCCCUGGUUUUCAAACAGGAAACAACAUGACGACCUGCUCGUAAACUUUCUGUUAUUCCGUCUAAACAAUCCACCAAAAUCUAUCUAUCUCUGAAAACAAUAUUUAACAAUAUUGUAACACAUUUAGGCUGGAUGUCUGAAGUGUGAUAGAGAGGUGACACACCGCCGCAUCCAUUGGACACAAGGGAACAUUCAAAUAGGCCUUUUUCACAGCAGACAUUUGGACUUGUCAUAGGAGGAAAUGUGUUAGUAUUAACAUUAACGAUAGCUCCGUUCUAUUCAAGUGUCCCAGUAAGCCAUGGCAGUUAGCCAGCAUGAACAAUAGUAGACCCCUGAAACUGAAUUCAGAAAUCAUUCAUUUUAUUGCCAACUCCUGUGCUUUUCUACUGUCACGUCUUCAGUGAACAGGCCCAUCUAAAAUCUAAAAUCAGGGCCUGUAGUCAUUAAAGGGGAAUUCCACAUAAAUUGGUGGGUUUUCACUGCAAAAAAAUACAUUCAUUGAGGCAUUUUAGACAAUGAAAUGUUAAAAUUCAGUCCAAUUCAAAAGCCCAAAAUGCACAACCCCAUUUUACGAAAAACUACUGUCAAAUUUGAUCUGUGUAUUAGAUGUUCUUUUAGUUGUGGUAUGUAGUCUCCUCUAAUUGUCUAUCUAGGUGCUUUUUUUUCUUUACUGUAUGUCAAGCUGUUUGUUGUAAUCACCCAUCCACCAGUUAUUAUUGGUUAGUUAAUUAUUUAAAUAAUAAGGUUAAGCCAAUUUUUGUUUUAAAUUUCUAAUCAAAACCCUUGUCUGAAAAAAUGUGAGUGAAGAGCAUAUGUUCAUGCUCCAGUGUCUGAUUUUUGUUUUUUCCAGUAAAGGUUUCUGUUGUGGUAUCGCUCA